GCAAGCCGUUAACGAAGAGGACGAAGAGUGUCCGCGAGGUGAUGUGUUUUCUGUACAGUCAAAAAUGGAAACGAAGCUGUCAAUCGCUGUUAAUUGGGUGAACAGCGUGUAAUAUUUUUGUUUAAGUCCCAUUCUUACGUAAUAAUAUGUCAGCUAUGUUAACUGCAGAUUGGUGUCCACUUGGAAGGGACACCUACUUCAGGAAAUUCGAGAUUUAUUCUAUGACAUGGCAAAAUGAGAUCAACAUGGAAAAUGUGAGUGUUGCUGUUGGACAAUAUGGAGGACCAAUUGCCAUCAUCAGAGAUAGAAAAAAAUUUGUAAAAGUUCAGGGAAUCGGGAAACCAAUUAUUUCCAUAUAUUCUGCCUCAGGAAAGACUAUAUCAUCAACUGUUUGGUCUAGUGGGCAGAUCAUUCAACUUGGUUGGUCAUCGACUGAAGACCUCCUUUGUAUACAAGAUGAUGGUUCAGUCUUGAUAUAUGACAUGUUUGGUUCAUAUCAACAUACAUUCAGCAUGGGACAGGAAGCAAAAGACAUGAAAGUAAUCGAAGCAAAGAUAUUUGCCAAUAUUAAUGGCACAGGUAUUGCUGUUCUUACAUCAUCAUAUCGCUUCUUUUUAGUCAACAGUGUAAAGGAACCAAAAGUUAGGAGACUACCAGAGGUGCCAAGUCUCAGUGUUCCUCCAAGCAGCUGGACAAUAAUUUCUGAAGACCGGCAAAUUCGUAUACUUGUUGCAAAGGACAGGGAACUGUUUGUGUUAAAACAGUCAGAACAACAUGCUCUGCCAGUUGUUCCAGACUUCAUAGAGCCUAUCAGUGCUAUUAUUGAGAUGUCAGUGUCUCAGAACAACAGACAUAUUGCUCUCUUUGCCGACAGUGGUUGUUUGUGGAUUGGAUCGGCAGACCUUAGGGAGCGGUACUGUGAAUUUGAUACCAAAUGUCCAAGUCGACCAAAACAGUUGGUGUGGUGUGGAACAGAAGCUGUGAUUGGUUAUUGGGACAAUGUUUUGCUGGUGAUUGGUCGUCAAGGUGACCACAUCAACUAUGGCUAUGACUCAGCAGUUCGUCUGGUUCCUGAAAUGGAUGGUGUCCGUGUUCUGUCAACAUAUAGUCAUGAGAUGAUCCAAAAAGUGCCUCUGGUAGUGCAACAGAUUUUCAGAAUCAACAGCACUGAGCCAGGCUCAUACUUGUUGGAAGCUUCAAAACAAUUUCAGAAACGCAGCCAUCGAGCUGAUGAGUACAUCCGUUUAGUGAAGGAUCACCUGGAAGUGGCUGUGAAGCAGUGUAUUGAGGCUGCUGGCUAUGAGUUUGAUGCAGGAAAUCAGAAAAUGCUAAUUCGAGCAGCUCAGUUUGGGAAGGGUUUCAUCGCAGACUUGAACCCUGACUCAUAUGUGAAGAUGUGCCACCUGUUGCGUGUACUGAAUGCCGUGCGAGAUCACAAGAUUGGUAUCCCAUUGACAUGCACACAACUCCAGCAUCUGACAAUCCAAGUACUUUUGGAUAGACUUGUUGUAAGGCGACAUUAUUAUUUAGCUAUCCAAAUUGCCAGGUACCUGAAGCUGCCUUACAAUGAAGGAUCCAGUAGAAUACUGGCUCACUGGGCAUGCUAUAAGGUGAAACAGACACAGCUGGACAGUGAACAGGUUGCGCGGGAUAUAGCUGACAAACUGGGAUAUGCGCCCGGAGUCUCAUAUAGUGAGAUAGCCAUGAAAGCAGCUGACUGUGGACGCAUGCAACUUGCAAUCAAGCUGAUGGACUAUGAAUGCAGUGCAAGCCUGCAGGUACCACUGUUAUUAAGGCUGGGUGAAGAUCGACCUGCUCUAGUUAAAGCUAUUGAAAGUGGUAACACUGAUCUUGUGUACACUGUUCUCCUCCACUUACGUGAGAAUAUGCCUCUUGGGGAAUUUCAGAUGGCUGUAAGGAACUACCCAGUAGCACAGGCUCUGUAUCUCAAGUAUUGUCGUGACCACAAUCGGGAAACUCUCAGAGACAUUUACGUACAGGAGGAUGAUUACAAUGCCCAAGCAGCUUGCUUUAUUCGAGAAAGCUAUGAUCCUAAGAAUACUUUGACCAUGGAAGCAUCUCUGUCAGCUGCACAAGACAGUUACAGGCGAGCUCGAAAUGAAUUUGCUGCUGGGCUAUGUGAAGAACAACAAAAAUUGCUCCGGUAUCAAAAGACACUGGAAGAUAAGUUUCGACGAGAAUUUGUGGGACGCUCUCUGCAUGAUACUGUGUACUUUCUGUUGUUACUGCAUGAGACCAAACUGGCAGAUAAGCUGCGUACUGAAUAUCGAGUAACUGAUAGGAGGUAUUGGUGGUUGCGUAUCCAGAGUCUUUCUGAGCUUGGAGAGUGGAUGGAAUUGGAUAAAUUCUCCAAGAGUAAAAAGUCCCCUAUUGGGAUUGAGCCAUUUGUUGAUGUAUGCCUCAAGCAUAAAAACAGAUCUGAAGCUGAGAAGUAUCUACCUAAAGUGAAAGAUGAACUUAAAGUGAAGUACUAUGUUAAAGCUGGAAUGUUUGAAGAAGCAGCACGGAUUGCAUUUGAACAGAAAGACCUCCAAGCAUUGUUGUUUGUGCAGGGGAGAUGUGCCUCCGCAGAUCGUAACCUUAGUGACAAGAUCAGUCAUCUUGUCACUCAGCUCAGUACCAAGAAAUAAAUAGCCCAAAAUCACAGUUCAUCAUUUGACUAGAUGGAUUACCAAUAAAAUAUUAUACAAGGGAAAUGUUUACAUUCAGUUCCUCUUCAGGAACUGAGUACAUGUGUAUGAAAUACAUGUACUCUAUUUGUUUAUAAUAUGCCAUUUAUGAAGAACACAUUAAAUAUACAGUAAUGAUUUCUGCAUUAAUUUUCCCUCCCUUUCUUCCAAAUUAUUAUUUUUUGAUGUCAGUGACAGAGUAUUAGCUUCCUAGGAUUACAUGUCAAAGACUCUGCUUCAUGUUGCACUACCAUCAUGGAUUGCCAUUUGAAAGUUUAAUUUCUGACACAGUAGAAGAUAAUAGAACAGGAAUGCUAAUAUGCUACCUUCCAAUAAAAAUCAAGAUUAGAGAGGUGCAAUUUGUAUCAGAGUGCACACAGCAUCCACAUGUGUUCUUUGCAUUAUCAAUGUUUCUAGCUGUUCCAAAUGUCUUUGAUGAAACGUUAAUAAUAUUGAGCACUAGAGACUCUACUUCAUAUAAAAUGCAGUCAUAACAUUCAGUAUUAAAAAAAGACAAAAUUCAGGUUUUGAACUCUGCUGAAUAAACAUCUUUUGUGAGAAUGACAUCAGUUGACUACAGAGACUAUUGUGUUGACAGAUCACUGACCUGCAGAAUUAAUACUACCUGGAACUAGUGCUGGUUACUGUAGUUACUGUGUUUAGGUAGCAGUGCCAGCACUAUUCAUACUUCACAGAUCUGUGCAUCCACCACACUGUUAUUACCAACUGUAGAAAAUUAAAAAGGACAACUCUGGGAUAGCCUCCAGUGGCAUUAAUAUUUAUAUAAAAUUGUAUCAAAAUUCAUCCAUCUCAUCUCUGCACACUGUGCAGAGAAUGCAUAAGAAGGUUACAAGUCAACAUGUUGAAAUUGGUGCCAAAGAAAUAUAAAUCAGUGUAAGUAACUUUCCCUCUUCACCUAUCUCCCCACCACACACCGAAAUAAACGUUCAUCAGAAUGUGUAUAGUGACCUAGAAUAACUUGCUGACUUGUUUUAUUUUCUCAUACACCUAGUUCAAACAUUCAUUUUAAUGCUCAACUGACCCGUUUCAUUUUAUACAUGUAAAAACAUGAUAUAAGGAACCUGUGAUAUAAAAAAAAGCCUUUUCUGCUGUUCAUGUCUAUUGUUUUGCUCUGUACCCUUUACACCUAUAAAACACCUGCUGUGUAAGGAAGUGGUCUUCUUAAGUGACUGAAUUUUAAUAAAAAUAGUUGAAGCUAAUUUCA
This is a messenger RNA of Cryptotermes secundus, 3915 nucleotides long. It is a transcript of the gene Vps16A, whose product is annotated as vacuolar protein sorting-associated protein 16 homolog. Gene Ontology annotation, biological process: vacuole fusion, non-autophagic; endosomal transport; intracellular protein transport. The transcript is spliced from 18 exons. Bases 147 to 2651 code for a protein of 834 amino acids. The record is from RefSeq and is a predicted model, not a curated record. Gene Ontology annotation, molecular function: actin binding. Gene Ontology annotation, cellular component: HOPS complex; lysosomal membrane; cytoplasm. Lineage: Eukaryota; Metazoa; Arthropoda; Insecta; Blattodea; Kalotermitidae.